This is a messenger RNA of Phlebotomus argentipes, 2160 nucleotides long. It is a transcript of the gene Zw10, whose product is annotated as centromere/kinetochore protein zw10. The transcript is spliced from 3 exons. Gene Ontology annotation, cellular component: RZZ complex. Lineage: Eukaryota; Metazoa; Arthropoda; Insecta; Diptera; Psychodidae. Gene Ontology annotation, biological process: endoplasmic reticulum to Golgi vesicle-mediated transport; mitotic spindle assembly checkpoint signaling. The record is from RefSeq and is a predicted model, not a curated record. Bases 70 to 2160 code for a protein of 696 amino acids.
UGGUAACUUCAGUUUGGUGUGUCUAGUUGCGUGUUGCUUUUCGCAGAAGUUGUUCCCUUUUUUGGCCAAAUGAGUUUUAUGCGGGAAGUGGUGGAGCUCGCCACCGUGAAUAGGAAUGCAGACAUACGAAAGAAUGUGCAGAAGCUCACGGAUGAGAUAAAGAAGUUCCAGGACAACGUGAGGAGCUUCGUCAACAACAAGUAUGUUGACUUUCUUCCGGAGCUGAAUGAGUAUGACAAGUACCACGGAAGCUGCGAGAGUCUCUUCGCCAGUGAGACGGACGAUUUGCUUAGGAUGCUCGAGGAGGAGAUAAAGAUGGAUGUGGCGAGUGAGGAGUUGCGCCAGUGCCAUGAGAAUUUCCAGGAAAUCGCUCAGGGAUUGCGAGUAACACACAAGAUCCUCAAGAUUGAUCAACUGUUCAGUGAUAUUGAGCUGGCCAAGUCCACGCAGGAGCACCUCACUGUGAUGAACCUGCUUUGCGAGCUCAGGAGCCUCAUUCAGGAUCCCACGGACAAUAUCCUGAAGCAUCUCAACUGCUAUGAGAACAUAAAAAUACAAUAUUGCCAAGAGAACGAGUCGAUGCUGCACAAUUUGAAGCUGAAAUUCGAAUCUUUGGUGCAAAUGACUGAGAAGACGUUCCAGAACAUGAAGUGCGUGACGGUGAAGAUCUCGAAGAAUGAGAAUGAAUUGCAUCAGAUUGUCACGGCGCUGGUCAGCACCAAAUACAACUCGCGGAAGAUGUGUGAAUUUCUCAUGGAGAACGUCUUCAGGCCGAUCAUAACUAAACCUGUGUCGCUGGAUGGAGAUAAGGAGACGGAUCCGCAGUUUGUGACUCUGCAGCUGUCGUACAGCUUGAAGGAGAAGGAUGAUCUACGGCCCAACUAUAGGACAGUUUUCCAGCACAUAAAGAGUGCCUUUUCAUGCCUGGGACACAUGAAUAUCUCCAUUUCGGAGAGCGAGUGUGUCUUCAGGAUUCUCAGGGAGUACAUGAAGGAGACUUUUGUGAAGCUAAUCAUGAGUGAGUGCCUUGAUUACUCCAUUCCGGACAACAUGAUGGAGAUGAAUGAGAGCACAUUAGUCGACGACAUCACGGAGUUUAAUGAAUUUCUGGUUGAGAUGCUGUUUCUCAGCGAAGAGGACAGAGAAUUGCUGGAAUAUGCUGAGAAGAUUGAGCUUCUCUUCCGCAAUCGCUUCUUCAGGAACAUCCUGGACAAUGCAGUGGAUAUAAUGCGAAAGGAUUUGCAUGAUAUGAUUCCUGUGGCGGAGAAAUUGGGCGCUGCAGAUGCCGGAGUGUGUGGUCCUGCGAUCUUUCCCAGCUGUAUGGUGUCCAAGAGCACAAUGGAGCUCAUUUCGCUGAUGGAGCGCGUACUGAAGGAGAUUGAGGGCAGUGAGACGAAGGUGGCGCAGGGACUUCUCUCCACCAUUUCCAUCAUCCUCGACAGAUAUUUGACAGAAAUCCCCACAUAUCACGCCAAACUCCUACUCAAUAUUCCCCAGCAAACGGCUCUGUUUCACAACAACUGCAUGUACUUGGCUUUCUGGAUCACAAAGAAUCAGAGCAAGGGCAUCGAAACUGUCUCUGUGAUGGUGAAAUCCCUGCAACAUCUCGGAUCUGAGCAGUUUCUCAAUCAGAUCAAGAAUCAGCGCUCCCAGUUAAUGGACAUUCUCAAGGGAUUCGAUUUAAGCGAUGCAGUGUCUGAAUUGGGCUUGGAGCCAUUCAAAGUCGUCCGUCAGUGCCUUCGGCAGCUGGAUUUGCUGAAAAAUGUCUGGCAAACCAUUCUUCCCGAUGUGGUGUACAACAAAACCAUGGGGAAUCUGCUGAAUGAAUUCUGUAAUGAACUGAUCAGGAGAAUUCUCCUAGUGGAGGAUCUUCCAUCGGCUGUGUCAAAUGGAUUGGUGGAGGUUUGCACGACAAUCAUCGAGAGAGCUCCCAGUAUUUUUCAGGAUCCGCUGGAAAUCAAUACAGCAGUGAAGAGUUGGGGAAAAUUGCAGCAGUUGAAGAUGAUUUUGAGUGCUUCAAUGGCAGAGAUCACAGAGCAGUGGUCGUCGGGAAAGGGUCCCUUGACAAUGAACUACAAGCCCGAGGAGAUCAAGCACCUGAUCCGAGCUCUCUUUCAGAACACCAAUCGCCGGGCUAUUGCUCUCAAUUCCAUUGUUUAG